Molecule: messenger RNA, 3230 nt
Organism: Haliotis rubra (blacklip abalone)
Lineage: Eukaryota; Metazoa; Mollusca; Gastropoda; Lepetellida; Haliotidae
Exons: 6
Coding region: 90-2381 (763 amino acids)
Source: RefSeq, a predicted model, not a curated record
GUAAAAAAUGCCUUCUGCUAAGAAAAUUUAGAGUGGCGGCAAAUUUGACUAGGAUUAGAAUAUUUAAUUUUUAAAGACUUCUUUCAACAAUGUCAGCAUUGAGAAAAAGAUCCAAGUCCCUUGACUCUUUUGCUGCUCCAGAUACUAAACCAUUUAAACUUCAAAGAGUUGCCAGUUUUCAAGUUUAUGCUCAGAAAGAGAAAGUCCGUCUUAGUACCCUUUAUCCGUUUUUAACACAGGAGCAAAUCCAUCUGAAAAUCAAGGACAGAUGGAAUCACAUGAAACAAGAAAUGAAACAGAACUACACCAAAGCUGUUCUGUAUACAACACCAACUAAACAACAUGCAUGUAAGAAAACCCCAGCUAAGUCAUCACAGUCAGUACUGCCCAGGGAAGAUGGACAGUUGAAAUUGUUAAAGGAUAAGAAGCAAACUGGGCACGAAAAUGAUGUUUGUGGAAAUAAAAAUAUGUUAUCCAAAUCUGUUGCAAGCAAGGCAAAAGUUGUGGAUUGGCUAAACAAUCCUAAGCAGAGGAGACUUUCAGACCCAAUUGGACUAAAGAAAACUUAUGAAGGGACAAGGUACAAUCUGUCUUGUGGAAUACCUACAGUCACUGAUCCAACACCUUUCAAACAAGCAGGCAUUUUGAAAUGUGGAAGCAGCGAAAAGAAGAAACAACCAAAGAAAAGCAAAAGAGGUUCACAUGUCAGUUUUUCACACAGUAACGAAAAUCUCACAAAACCAUGUCCAGAUUCCCAAGGAAAGGAAAGAGAAGGAAAGACAAAGAAAAGUGUCAAGAAGACUAUGAGCUCAGAAUACACCAACUUAAGCAGCUUGUACUGUGAAGACACUAAUGAGAGGAAUGGUGAAUGUGAACACGGUCAUUCAGGGACAAAUUCUGACACAAAAUUACAGCCCAGCGACGCAGGAGGUCUAGUUUUUCAUGAAAACAUGGAAGAUGAAUUGUUCACAACACCAGAAAUUGGAAAGAUACCUCUACAAGAGAUUGGUAAAGCUCCACGAAAGAGAAGGUCAUCUGAAACAAGGACAGAGAGACUUGAUAGCCGGAGUAGGAUUGCAAAACCAGGUAAACGAUCGAAAAUGAAAACCUUGAACAAAACUGCAAAGGAAAAUUCAAGCAACUCUAAUAAGUUAUCCUCAGAUGUGUUUGGAAAUAAGGUGUGGGCAGCAACAACUUAUUCUAAACAAUCUGGAGGGAGGAAAAAGAUGCCCAAGAAGACAAGUGACAAGAAAACUGAAGCGAGAGGAAGAAGGCUCAAAGAUGCUGAUGGUGGUAUUGUCAGUGGGAGAAGAGGAAGUCUGGUAGGCCCGGUGAAGAAAGAUUCAGAUGACAAUGCUUCAGGGAAUUUCAUCAGGAAUAAAAGAGGUUUGAUUGUAGGACCUGUAGGCUGUGAUUUUGAUGAUAUGGGUGAUGAAGCUGGGUUGUCUGAUGAGAGUGAGAAUGACUUUGUUAAGAAUAAUGAAAGUUACUUGUAUGAUGAGAAGGAUUUAAAGUUUGGGAAAAUAGACCAGGUGCUUGACCACAAAGACAAUGAAAGACAAGUCUCCAAAUUGACCCGAACAUCAAACCAAACAUCAGGAGACUGUCCGUCCAAGGAACGGCAACUAGGUUUUAAGAUGAAGAAGUCGACAAAGAAAGUAAUGAAAAUGAGGUAUUGCAGUGACUUUGAUGAUGGUGACGAUAUUAAAUCCAUCCAAAAGGAAAAUGAGAAACAGCAGAAGAAAGAAUCAAAGAAGAACUCAAAAACAGCAGAAGACAUGUUUAAUUCAGAAUCUCAGUUGAAGCAUGAGAUGUUGUCGUUGUGUAAUGACUUUGUUGUACAGAAACCUGUGUCCCCUAUUAUUUCUGAAGGUGACAGCAGCCUCAGUGCCUGUGGAACCGACAAUCUGUCCUUCCAAGGCACCACUGCAAAUAUGGAUGGAAACCCAACACUCAUGAAAUUUCUACGAAAGAUGAAACAGAUUACUUCGCCCAGUAUUCUUGACAUGGGAGACACAUCUCCCAAACUGCUGUCUCCAACUCUCUCAGGCAUUACUGAGCUGUCAAGCCUGUCUACAGCAUCAACUGUUAAAGAGUGUGAUCAACCUGUCCAAUCACGAUUAAGGACUCGAAGAGCCAGUGAUGUGAAACAGCCUCUUGAGGCAGAGACGUUUCCUUCAACCUCCAAGUCAGCUCUCCGACACAGCAACCAAGGACAGAAGGGGGCCAAGGAAUACACACUGUGCAGCAUGUUCAAGGAUACGUUACAGCCGACACAGGACAUUCACAAGUCUUCGGCAAGGAGACUGGUUAGGAGCAAUUGUAUGCCAGGCAGAAGCAACUUUGAUGACAUGUUUGAAGACCAGGAUAUAUUCCAUUGAACUGUAGACACUCUACUGUUUGUCAACUGUCUAAUCAUGUAACACAUUGCCAUGAGUUUCAAGGAAUACUGAAUCACAUAAUUACCUAUAUAUCUACAUGUCUGAUAUUGACAAAUCAUGAGAUGAUCUGUAGUUAUGUCAAGAAAGUUUUGAAUAUUUUCUCUGUUCCAGUUUUUGUCUCUGACAUCAGUGUUCUUUGUCACUGUUAAUUAGAAUUUACUAAGGUUAUUUUCUGGCAUAAAGGUAACCAACAUCUCUUUGAUAUUUCUGUUGUCACACUCUGUACAAUAACUCAGAAAAUAUGAAAUAUAUUUGGCAAAUUUGUUAUGGUUUGCUGCAUGUCCUCGACCAGUUUUAGUUGAUUUGAUCUUUACUAAUCCCUUCACACACAUUUUUCAUUGGUCAAUGUGAACAUUGCUGCUCUUUCUCUAAAGGAUAAACUGAUUAUACCAAUAAGCAUAUUGUUUCUUAUCAAGGACAAGAGAAUUCUACAUUAACAUAGUUUUGUAUAUACAAUCAAAAGCCACAUUUACAUGUUCAUUUCGUACACAGUAAUAUAUUUACGUAUCUCUAGGUAUAAACUGUUGGUCUGUUUUGUCAGAUAUAACAUUAGUUGGAUAUUUCUAGAUUCUAUUUCUGUUUAGUUUACAGAAAUAGCUACUCUGUAUUCACACCUUGAAAUCAAGCUGUCAAAUCUGAGACCAUGUGUCAUAACAACCUUCUUCCAUGGUGAAAGUGAAGUUAUCAUGUUAAAUGACUUACUAAUGUUGAAUUACUUGUUUGUUGAGUAUUGGUUUUAGAAACUGUUGUUUCAUUGCAUUACCGACACAAAUAAAACUUAUUGUUGAA